GUGGUAAAGAUACCCAUCCUCAUGUAUGUAUGCCAUAAAAGAUCCAACGUACAACCUGCCACUUUUGUUAACGAUUCGCGUUUUAUUCCCCUCACCAUGGUCAAAUUCCUGGACGACAUGGAAAGAGAGAAGCCCAUUCGAUUCACCUCUCAACAGCUAAGAAUAGCAACAGAAAACUUUAGCAUCGUGUUGGGUUCAGGCGGCUUCGGGACAGUUUACAAGGGAAUAUUUAGCAACGGAGUGGUUGUAGCUGUUAAAGUACUAAAUGGGACAUCGGACAAAAGAAUUGAGGAACAAUUCAUGGCGGAAGUGAGCACUAUGGGACGAACCCAUCACUUUAACCUUGUUAGACUUUAUGGGUUUUGCUUUGAAUCAAGUUUAAGAGCUCUUGUAUACGAGUUUAUGGUUAACGGCUCAUUGGACAACCACUUGUUUAAAGCAAAAAAAGGGGCUAUGAUAACGUUUGAGAAGCUUCACGAGAUCGCAUUGGGAACCGCAAGAGGCAUUGCAUACUUGCAUGAAGAAUGUGCUCAAAGAAUAGUUCACUAUGAUAUCAAACCAGGAAACAUAUUGUUGGAUUCAAAAUUUUGUGCAAAAGUAGCUGAUUUCGGUUUAGCAAAACUUUGCAACAGGGAUAACACUCAUAUAACCAUGACAAGAGGACGGGGCACCCCUGGCUAUGUUGCUCCCGAGCUCUGGAUGCCUCUCCCAGUUACACACAAAUGUGACGUUUAUAGUUUCGGGAUGUUACUUUUUGAGAUCAUUGGAAGAAGGAGAAACAUGGACGUGACUCUUGGUGAUAGUCAACAAUGGUUCCCGGUAUGGGUGUGGGACAAAUAUGAAAAAAAACAAGUGAACGAUUUGAUGGUGGUUUGUGCGAUUGAAGAGAAGGAUGAAGAAGUUGUGGAGAGGAUGCUAAAGGUGGCUCUUUGUUGUGUUCAGUAUAGACCAGACACUAGACCGGUGAUGAGCAUUGUUGUGAAAAUGUUGGAAGGUGCAUUAGAGGUGCCUGAGCCUUUAAAUCCUUUUUCAUAUAUGUUUGUAGGGAUUGAACACAACGAUUCUUUGGCUCGAAUGGCAUGGAAUGUUGGUGGUUCUGAUCAGUCAUCAUCUCAAGUGGUCACCAAAUCUGAUGUGGUUAUGGGGACGCCUGUCAUGAGGAGAUAUGAGAUCACCAUGGCCUCAGGUUAAUCAUAUGGGGGUGCCUCUCAUGGCUAAGUUUAACUGUAUUUAGGUCUCUUAAGGUGAGUAUUUACUUCAAUAAAGUUAGAAGGCAAAAUUAUCUACUACUAGUCCAUUAGUUAUUGAUUCAUUUGGAUAUAAUCAACAAGUUUAAGAUUGUGUAGAUGUGAGUAACCGGGUAAAAUGGGUGGUCGGUUUAGGUCAGCCAAUGCUCAAACAACGUUCAAUGUCGAAGCUGUUCUCAAAAGGUAUCAUUUUGGAUUGUCUCGUUCUGACCAAAAUGGAUCCAUAAUAAAACGGGCCAUUUAAAAAGUAUGCACAGUUUUGGCGUCGCUUUCGGAAGAAGUUGUCGAGGCUAUUGUUUUCACGGCUUGUGGAUCAUUUGGAGAUUUCGAAACAAAAAACUACGUGAUCGACAGAAAAGGAGUACAAAGAAAGUCUUUUUGAUUCGGUUGUUUCGAUUUCUUUUCUUUGGUUUUUUUCUGAGAAUUCUAAUUAAGUGCAGUUUUGAUUGGGUAGAGUGGCUUA
Molecule: messenger RNA, 1710 nt
Organism: Helianthus annuus (common sunflower)
Lineage: Eukaryota; Viridiplantae; Streptophyta; Magnoliopsida; Asterales; Asteraceae
Product: G-type lectin S-receptor-like serine/threonine-protein kinase At1g34300
Exons: 1
Coding region: 22-1191 (389 amino acids)
Biological process (GO): protein phosphorylation
Molecular function (GO): protein kinase activity; ATP binding
Source: RefSeq, a predicted model, not a curated record